Molecule: messenger RNA, 1752 nt
Organism: Candidula unifasciata
Lineage: Eukaryota; Metazoa; Mollusca; Gastropoda; Stylommatophora; Geomitridae
Source: the annotation of a GenBank genome assembly
AUGUCAACAAUCAGAAAGGCAUACAUGGAAAUCUCCAAUGGAAUUCGGGGACUUCGCUUCCACAAAGAUCAACCCUCUAGCAGUCCCACCUGCCAACACGAUGGUGGCUGCAACAGUAAGAUUUCUGCUACCGAGGAUGGCAGACCGGCGUCUGCCUCCCCGCGAACUUCGAAAAGCGUGGUACAUACAGAAGAGAAUAUUGUGGCCAACGCUGUUUCCCGCCUUUUUCCUGCUAAAUCUGCCUCGCCGCCAUUGAACAGACACGAAUACCCACAAACACCAGAAACUAAAUUCAUGCCUUCUCAAAAUUCGUCGACAAUUUCUUCAUUAUUGAGAAAAACUCCUUCUCCAUUAGCUACCUCAUCUACGCAGACAAAUCAGUCGAACGCCAUCAUCACCUCAGACCAGAAUUCCAACCACACAAAACAACAUGAGGAUUCAAUUCUUCACAACGGCAAACUCAAACGCCCAAACAAGGACGCCAUUUUUACCCCGACCAAGCUGAUUGGGCAGCCGAAAGCGGGAAUAGCUUGCCGGAUCCGGAGGUUAAACAUGAGCAUGACGGGACAAAAAUGGACGGUGAAACCUGAAACUAUACACGAAUUAAUGAUGGACGAGAAGUUCAUCAGCCAGUUUUUCUUCUAUUUUCCUUCUGAAGAAAGACGAAGAAUGUGCCAAGUUUGUAAAAAGUGGAAAUCUGUUUUAUACCAGAGCGUUUAUUGGGUAGGGGUCAUGCCAGUAAUUGACUUCAAAGAAUGGAGAAGUGAUACAUCCAAACGUAGAACCUGCUUUGACAAUUUCCAGCAAAGAGGUUUUGAUCAAGUGUGCUUCAUUGGUGCUACAGAUAAAGAUAUCUCUGAUUUUGUGAAUAACAUACCUUCUUGUAAAAAAUCCGUUCGUUCUGUGAGUAUUCGCUGUUCAAACAUUUCCGACUCAGCGUUAGAGAACCUCAUUCGAAAGGCGGCACAAAUCAACAACUUAGAACUGUCAAACUGCAACGAAAUCACCGGGUCCGGUUUAUGGGCUUGUUUGAAUGCGAGGAUUGUGGGCUUGACAAUCACGGAUUGUAUCCAUAUAGCUGACGAUACACUUGGUGCGAUUGCGCAGCUGCUGCCGGCUCUCCAUGAACUCAAUCUCCAAGCGUACCACGUCACCGAUAACGGACUUGCCUUGUUCGAUUCCAAGCUAAACUCCUCACUGCGUAUCCUCAGACUCAAGUCCUGCUGGGAGAUAACCAACCACGGGGUUGUCAACAUCAUCCACGGGCUGCCCAACAUCACGGUCCUGAGUUUGUCGGGUUGCAGCAAGAUCACGGACGAUGGCGUGGAGAUCAUCGCCGAGAACAUGAGCAAACUGAAGAGCUUGGAUAUCUCUUGGUGCUCCAGGAUAACCGACGCUUCUUUGGAGUAUGUCGCCUGUGACCUCGGCAACCUGGAGGAGCUGAUUCUAGACAGAUGUUCCCACGUUACUGACAUCGGCAUUGGAUACAUCUCUACAAUGACGUCACUGAGUCGACUGUUCAUCCGCUGGUGCGUCCAGGUUGGCGACUUUGGCCUUCAUCACAUCUUUUCCAUGCGCAAUCUUCGAAUUCUCUCUAUAGCAGGCUGCCGCAGACUGACCAGUAAUGGACUGUAUGGCCUCCGACAUCUACAAAGACUCCAAGAGCUGGAGGUGACCAACUGCCCAGGGGCUAACUCACCAGUGUGUCGUUACCUUAAGGAUAACAUGCCAAAAACUUUAAUUAUUGAAUGA